Molecule: messenger RNA, 2157 nt
Organism: Plasmodium coatneyi
Lineage: Eukaryota; Apicomplexa; Aconoidasida; Haemosporida; Plasmodiidae
Exons: 1
Coding region: 1-2157 (718 amino acids)
Source: RefSeq, a predicted model, not a curated record
AUGAGAUGUAACAGCGAAAGUAGAAUGUCCAGGGAAAUGACGUCGGGAAUUAACCCAUAUGGAGAGAGGAAAAAAGAGUCUAGAAAUUUUGGAGACUUUUCUGAUAAUUACAAUUUCCUGCAAAGUAACGAUUCCAUUGGUGACUCCUUCGAAGAGAGAGAAAAAAGAAAAAAAAUGAGAGAAGAGGAAUAUAACAAAAUUAUGGAAAGUUCGGAAGAGAAGAGUGACUUUUUCAAUGACGAUAAGAAUUGCUACUCCUAUUCGGACAGGAGUGAAAUCUCUCAAUCACAAGUGAGCAAAUCUCCGUCAGUGGGGUCUACCUUCCCUUUGCCUGGAGGAACGCAAAAUGGAAACACCUACCAUAGUGGCAGAAGUAACCAUGUUCUGACACUAACCAGCGCAACUUUAGAGGAAAACAUUUUAAGAAAUUUGGAAGACGAUAGUAGCUACGAUGGACAUUUCGGUAGCGACACUGAGAAGGGUAAAAGUGUGAGAUACAGUAGAAGGAAAUCCGUUACGAGUGAGAAGUCACCCCAGGAGGAUCACUUUCGCCAUCAGAGAAGUAGCCUAAAAAGUGGAAGAAGUAGCCGCAGAUUUGAAAAAUGCCCCAGUGGGGGGAAGGUAAAAUUUGAUAAAGGCGAUAGCGCUGAUUAUCUCCAUAGAACGGCAUUCAAAAUGGCACAAAUGGGAAACACGGAAAAAACAGGUCUCUGGUUUAUAGACACCAUGAAUGAGAUGCUAGAUAGCCUUUCCGAUGGGAACGAAAAAGUGGAAUACACAAACGAUGGUGCUGUGGUUAAUACCAGCUCGAACUACGUCAAUUUAAAUUACGCCCCGUUAGGAAUAAACACCAUAUUGAGGUGGCCAGAAUAUUUAAAACUGAACAGCCUAAUUUCGGGCGUUCAUAUUUUUCCCAUCUAUGAGGGCAUACGCAGCAUGUUUAUAAAAUACCAGAGCCAAAAAAUGGAGGGGAAAAAUAAAAAGGCAGGAAAAAGCGCUACCCGUUUGCCCUUACCCACAUUUCCGCACCAAAAUGAAAAGGAUAGAUGUAUCCCAAAGGUUUAUUCAAAUUUGCCAAACUUGAAUAUGCCAACUGACGGUGAGGAUAUUGCACAUGCACAAUACCCUCAUAACAACUUUCACGCAAAAAAAGGUACCACCAUAAUAUACGAUGACGAUUAUGAUGAUUUUCUCUUUUCCAAUUUGCCAUACCUAAUCCAAAGGAUGAGAAACAAAUAUAAUAAAUUCUGUGAACAUGUUGGAGAAACAUUAGAGCUUAUAGACAGAGAAAAUUACACAUUCAAGCAAUACUGUUUUGCACUUUCGAAAAUUCUUGUCCAAAAUUUAAUAAAUAUGAUACCCUUUUCAAAGUUCCCUGGGUUGGUUAGCCAUAUGACAAAUUCCAUCCAUACGUGUAUCCGUCCUAAUGAAAAUGAAGAAUCCAUGACGGAAACGGAUUUUGUCAACACGUAUAAUGUGCAGUACAGUAACAGCAAAAUGGGAACUGCAUAUUCCCUACCGUUGGAGUUGGAUAGGUCCACGUCAAAUUUAAGUUCCACCAUUCGGAUGAACUGCAUGGGACAGACAAAAAACAACGCGUUGCCGUAUUCGAUGCCCCAUUCGAUGCCCAAUUCGAAUGCAACGUUUGCUUGCAAGGGUGGAGGGAGUCACAUCCUCACCGGGGGAAGAAGCAUAAACCUAAAUGAGCAACAGAGAAGGCAUAGUUUUUCUCAAAUUUUCUAUGGCACCCAAAGGAACAGUACAAUUUUACCAGGCGGAAUACUUGAGGAAAGACGAAAUUAUCUAACAGGCAAUUUUAACACCCUGCCAAAGUACGUAAAAACGUGUGCCAAUAGUCGCAGAAAGUUAAGCCAUUCUCUAAGACCCGCCGAUUUAAUAAAAAUGGCAGGUGUGAAAAAUAAUGCACUUAUAAACGUGGGCACAUUACGGAAGUGUAAAUCGUCGCACAACCCAUCAGGAAGUCAAGAAGUUGUGCCAAAGGUUAACACAGAAACGGUGACUGAGGAGGAAGAGGCUGAUGCGGAAGGUAAGCACUUAGAUAACUUGCAAAAGAACAUCUCCGAUGAGCCAGACCAAUCGUUUAAUGCAACCGCCGAUGAAAAUUACUGCACGGCUAAGUCAAUUCCCCUUAGCUAG